Messenger RNA from Aspergillus fumigatus Af293, 2067 nucleotides. RefSeq lists its product as uncharacterized. Gene Ontology annotation, molecular function: oxidoreductase activity. The record is from RefSeq and is a predicted model, not a curated record. Lineage: Eukaryota; Fungi; Ascomycota; Eurotiomycetes; Eurotiales; Aspergillaceae.
AUGCGAACGAACCUCAGUCGCUUCACCGUCUCCUUUUCCGACUUAGCCUGGGAGUCGGUGCUUGGGGGUACAGAUGUGCCUAUGUUCCCGCAGGCAUGGCAAGUGGGCAGAUACCUGGAGACCUAUACGGAGCGGUACUUAUCUGACCAGGUGGUCAGGUUGGGGUGUGAGGUUGUGCAUGCGGUUCGGGAGGUGGUGGGAGGCCGGCCGCGAUGGACUGUGCAGUGGGUGCAGAGGAGUGAAAAUGAGGAGCAGGGAGAUGACACCGAGCAGCGCACAGUGGAAACUGAGUACUAUGAUUUCCUGGUUGUUGCUUCGGGGUACUUCUCUCGUCCGUAUACGCCGGACAUCCCUGGACUUGCUGCCCUCGCCGAGAGGACUAUCCACAGCUCCGCGCUUCGCAGCCUUGAAGAUUUGGAUGCGAUUGUUGAGAAGGGCUCUGAUGGAGGAAGAUUGAUUGUCAUAGGGGGAAGUAUGUCGGGCGUGGAGGCAGCUUCCUCUCUCGCCCUUCACGUUUCCUCAUUGAGGUAUGCGCCGGGGUCAUCCGUGCAAACGGAUAGUUUCCCCGAGGUCUACCACAUAUCUAGCCGGCCUUUCUGGACGGUGCCGACAUAUAUACCACACGCGCAGAAGGACAAUGGGACUGGCACAGAGACGGUAUCUCUGCUCCCGCUUGAUUUAGCUAUGUAUGAUUUGGCCCGGCGGCCACCAGGGCCAGUUGAGUAUGCCUUUGGCCCUGUCUCGGCAGCGCAGGUCGCCAAAGUGAACGAUUAUUUCCAAUCAAUUUUAGGAGAAGACUAUACGAACAUCGGCCCUGGAGAUAUUGGGUUUAAGGGUGGCGAAGAGGAGACACUGCAACCACGGUGGGUAGCUAUAGGGAAUGAUUACGCAGAGUUCGUCCGGUCAAAAGCAAUCAAAACUGUCAUCGGCCGUGUUUCAGCCGUGCAUGCUUCCUCACCUGGUCCGGCAAAAGUUGACAUUGAGCUACCUGGGAAAGAGAGCAUGUCGCUCGAUAAUGUUGCAGGGAUUGUCCUGGCUACGGGAUUUAGGCCGUUUCCUUCGCUCGCGUUUCUCCCAGAAGAUGUUCUCUCUGCAUUGGAGUAUUCCCCCGAUGACUCCUUCUUCCCGCUGAUCCUAGACCCAAAGGGUGCUUCUAAUGCCAAUAUCCCUGAUCUGGGUUUUGUCGGCUUCUAUAGAGGAUCGUACUGGGGCGUCAUGGAAAUGCAGGCCCGAAGUCUUGCGCAGACCUGGGCUGGAGACGACACAGAGCAUGGCAUUCAGUUUUCCGCGACAGAGCUGGAGAGCAAGGCACAAGAAAGACAGAAAGUUCGUGAAUACCGGAGUGCGGAUCCGAAUCUUCACCGAGGACAGUUCCCAAUGGGAGACUAUACCGGGCUGAUGGAGUCAUUCGCACGGGAUCUAGGUAUCUGCCGUGCUCCUUUGACGGAGCUCGAUGAACGACCUGGCCCUGUUGUUCCAGCACGAUAUGUCAUGUCUGGUCCAGGGACCGCCGAUAUCAGAACGAGUUUGCAGGCUCUGCAAGAGACUCUGCAACCUAGAAGGGAAAGUGCCAGUCCAGCAGUGGCCAUGGCGGUCUUUCGAGCGCUUCACGGCAGCUGGGACUUUACUCGAUCAGGACAAGAUGGUAUAUCAUCCGGCAUUUCUACGUUCUUCCCACGGUAUCCGUCCAGCCCCGCUUAUGAGAAAGAAUAUCUGUGCGAGGAGAGUGGCCAGAAGCUCUCAAGUUUUGCGUACCGGCUCACAGAUAGUCCCCAAGAUGCGCAGAUCACGGUAUGGUCUGUUGACUCUCGGGACAAGACUGUUGUUGCCCUCCUGCACGGUCUAAGGAUUUUGGAUCAGGAGGGUGCAAGCACGUCAAGACAGGGAGAGUACACUAUUCGCGCAACCAGCAGCCAGUGGAGCAGCAACCGCACGUAUGAAUACGUGUUUCGAUUCAAUGGUGUAGCCAUAUCAUCCUGGGAAUAUACUGUUCGCAGGCCACUGGACCACGGGUUUGUCUUGCAUAGAACGAUAUACAGACGUAUCCAAAAAUGCGACGGUCACUGA